This is a messenger RNA of Cylindrotheca closterium, 1023 nucleotides long. Lineage: Eukaryota; Bacillariophyta; Bacillariophyceae; Bacillariales; Bacillariaceae. The record is from the annotation of a GenBank genome assembly.
AUGGACGCAAAGCCAGCCGCCAAGAAAGGAUAUCAAGUUCCUUGGAUUGAAAAAUUCCGUCCACAAUUGCUCAAGGAUGUGGUUGGAAAUGAGGAAACCUUGAUUCGAUUGCAAGCAAUUGCCGAAGAUGGAAACCUUCCAAAUCUAAUUCUCUGUGGUCCACCUGGAACUGGAAAGACUACCAGUGUCCAUGCGUUGGCUCGACAAUUGCUCGGAAGUGCCUACAAGGAAGGAGUUUUGGAAUUGAAUGCUUCGGAUGCCCGUGGAAUUGAUGUUGUGCGCAACCGCAUCAAGUCCUUUGCCAUGAACAAGGUCACACUCCCACCAGGUCGACACAAGAUCAUCAUCCUAGAUGAGGCAGAUAGUAUGACCACCAGCGCCCAACAGGCCCUCCGACGUACCAUGGAAAUUUACUCCAAUUCGACUCGCUUUUGUUUGGCCUGCAACAUUAGUACCAAACUCAUUGAGGCCAUUCAAUCGCGGGCAGCCAUUUUGCGGUACAGCAAGCUAUCGCACGAACAAAUCUUGGCCAAUUUACUCAAGGUGUGCGAAGCCGAAGAGGUGGCCUACACGGACGAUGGAUUGGAGGCCAUUCUAUUCACUGCCGAAGGCGAUAUGCGUCACGCCCUUAACAAUUUACAGGCUGCCCACUCCUUGGCCAAGGGUGGUGGUACUGCUAGUGCCUCCACGUCGCUAGUGAAUCAAAAAUUGGUCUUUCAAGUGUGCGAUCAGCCUCAUCCAACCGUGGUGCGAGAAAUGAUUGAUGCUUGUCAAAAGAGCGAUUUGCCCCUGGCCAUUGAGAGCCUCAACAAAUUGUAUGGAUCGGGAUAUUCCGCCAGCGAUAUCAUUGGAACCAUUUUUAAGGUGACCAAGGUUCAUGAUAGUUUGCCAGAAGGUGAAAAGUUGGGGUACCUAAGGGAAAUCGGGUUUACGCACAUGCGCAUAUCCAAUGGGGUUAAUACACUCUUGCAACUAUUGGGAUUGAUAUCGAGAUUAUGUCAAAUGUCGGAGAGCAAGCAAUAA